Messenger RNA from Aspergillus fijiensis CBS 313.89, 1203 nucleotides. RefSeq lists its product as uncharacterized. Bases 148 to 1203 code for a protein of 351 amino acids. NCBI's taxonomy places the organism in Eukaryota, Fungi, Ascomycota, Eurotiomycetes, Eurotiales, Aspergillaceae. The transcript has 2 exons. The record is from RefSeq and is a predicted model, not a curated record.
GGGAAGAAAGCCACCUCUCUAAGACCCGUAUGCGCCUUUUCAAGGACAAUCCCUGCUCCAACGCGCCCAGACACGCUCAUCCUCUCCAAACAAUUCACCAAGUCCCAAGAAUAGGAACAUAAUCAUCCACCUUCCAAAGACACCAAAAUGACCUCGAAACUCCUCAUCGCCAGCCUCAUCCUCACCGCAAGCACAGCCAACGCCCUCCCCAACCACCCCAACCCACUCGAACAGCUCAUGCAGCCCCUAAACAACCUUAACAACCCUCACGAAGUGCUAACCACCCCCUGCCCCGACCCACAACACCAACCCCAAAACCACCCCCACUGGCUCGACAUCUCCUACGGCCAAUGCUACCACCUCAUCCACCCGGACUUCGGCCCCCUGGUCGACAGCACCUGGGGCCUCUCCGCGGCCCCCUUCCAAUGGCUGGCCUUCAAGCAAGGCCACAAGCCGCGGCGCCUGCAGGUGUGCCGCACCGAGCACUGCGACGACGACGAUGUAGGUGCCGUGGAGAACCACGGCACCUUCUACCUGCGCGACCUGCGCGGCUCGCCCAAGACGCAGUGGCAGCCGCGCUUCCUCAACGUGUUCGAGGGCCUCUCCAGCCAGGUGUGGCCCGAUGCGCACGACGGGCAGGGCAAGCGAGCGCGCUUCACGGCGUCGGCGGUCGCGCACGGCGACUGGCUCCGCCUGCGGGUGGUGGAGAGUGCCACCGGCUCCCAGACCUUGCUGACCUCUCUUCUCGCCGUCAUCAGAUUCAACUGCCAGAUUUUACGAGCAAAGAUGAAGCACAUCAACAAAUUGGCCCUGGCUGUGGCCUGCCUACCCGGUAUGGUCCUCAACGCCGCCCCGGUCCCCGAGGACAACACCGCUAACGUGUCCUCCCAGGUUGGUGCGGGUGAGAUCGAGCGUGUCAAUCCGGGUGCCGAGCCUGCCGCCGCCUCCAACAGCCCCGAGGGUCACGCGGCGGCGGCGACUCCCGGUGCCUGUGACUGCGAGGGCAGUGACUGUGCCGAUGUCGAGGCCGGAGGCCGCGGUGGGUACAACAUGGUUGAUGAUAACAACACCAAUUGCAGUGACGAUGGCUGCGAUGACCACCCCGACUGUGAUUCUGGUUCGUCUGAUGGAAGUAGCGGGCACCGGGUGCUCGUUAUCGGGUCCCCCGACUCCGAUCCUAUUGCCACUGUUGAUUUUCUCUAA